UAAUUUUGACUUCUAAGCAGCGUGAGGCUCCGUACAGUAUUAUUCUCCACAGUGAUUCUUUGUCGUCAGAUUAUUGUACAACAUGAGCGCGAACCGCCCUCUAUCUCUCACAUUCCUGAGCACGAAGAACUCCUACCACUUACUUCUCAGCCUGAAAUAUCUUAGCUCUCAAUAACACCAAGUAUUUGACCGAGUCCAAAUAUUCCACAGCAUUCGGUCCCAAUUAACACGAAACCUCACCAUCGAAGCCCAAGUGACUACCAACCACCCAGCCACCCACCAAAUUUCUCCUCGCUUACGGGCUCGUUUCAAGCUUGGCAAUCCACCAAUCAAAACAUCUCAGCCAAUGUCGUCUAUUCCCCAAAAGAACUGAGCACUGAUCAGAUGGCCAAGAACAUCCCCCACAAUUGGCGGAAAUUAAAUCUUUCAUAAUCUGGGGAGAGAGAGACCAUAACAAUAAUGAGGGGAGGGUAAGGGGCCUGGGCUCGGAACAAAUGUCCUCAGUGUCCUGCCAAGACGGAAACAUGAAGAGAGAGACGAUCGAACGCGUGUGCCCUGACCUGACCCUGAACUUCGAGCUUACCUGCAGCAGGUAAAACAAGCAUAAUGGCAACCUUUUUGCCAAGAUGCGGGUGCGACCUUGUGCUUUGACUUGAGAGGUUGUCAUUGUCAGGAGAGUUCUUGUUUCCCCAGAUUAUUCAGGGAUCGUGGGUGAUGACAGGUCUUGCUAGGGUCCUCUACUCAGGUCGGAUGCUGGCUGGAAACUGGCGGACUCAGUCGAGGGCGGAGCGGGGAGGAUGAAUAGGUUCCAUAUGGAUUCAUUUCCAUUUUGGUAUAAAGGAUAGGGCUUCUGGCCUCAGAAACUUCUCACGGCACCCUUCGCAGUAUCCUCAGAACAUAGUCAACUCGGUUCAAAAAUCCUUCCCAGCAUGCUCUUUUCCAAGAUCCUACUCGCCUCAGUGGCAUUGGCCCUCGCCGAAGCCGCCGUCCUCGAAGUUCGAGCUACAAACACCAACCUCCAGACCAAGUUCCCAGCUUCGACCGGAAGCUCUGCCCUAGCUGCAGCAUCGACUAUUGCUGCUGGCCAGACAUUCGAUGGUGGCAUGAAGAAGUUUGAUCGAAGCAAGUCAACUUGCAAUGAGCAAGCUGAAGGAGGAGAUGCCGAUGCUGUAUUUGUGCUCAAGGAUGGUGCAGUCCUUUCAAAUGUCAUCAUUGGGCCCAACAACGGAGAGGGAGUUCACUGCCUGGGCACUUGUACUUUGAACAACGUCUGGUGGUUGGAUGUCUGCGAGGACGCCGCAACAUUCAAGCAAUCCUCCGGAACAUCCUACGUCAACGGUGGCGGGGCCAAAUCCGCGUCAGACAAGAUCCUGCAACACAACGGCGGCGGCACCGUCGCAGUGAAGAACUUCUACGCCGACACAUUCGGCAAGCUGUACCGGUCCUGCGGGAACUGCGGCACGCAGUACAAGCGGACGUCGACGUUUACCAACAUCCAUGUUUCGAAUGGCGGGGUGGUGGCGGGCGUGAACACCAACUAUGGGGAUAAGGUGACGAUCUCGAAUUCUUGUGUGCUGGGGACGGAUGUGUGCUAUAAGUAUACGGGGAAUAGUAAUGGGGAUGAGCCGAAGAAGACGGGGAGUGGGGCGGAUGGAACGUAUUGUGUUGCUUCUGGAGUCAAGACUAGUGGGUGCUAAGCUGAUCUCCAUAAGCUGAGAAUCGUGAUUGAGCGGAGGGAAAUGGGCAUGAAAAUUGGUGAUAGGUUGGUCAGGAUGUAAAUAAUUGUAGUCAAGUGAUUGAAGGGU
Molecule: messenger RNA, 1805 nt
Organism: Cadophora gregata
Lineage: Eukaryota; Fungi; Ascomycota; Leotiomycetes; Helotiales; Ploettnerulaceae
Exons: 4
Coding region: 930-1697 (255 amino acids)
Biological process (GO): pectin catabolic process
Cellular component (GO): extracellular region
Molecular function (GO): pectate lyase activity
Source: RefSeq, a predicted model, not a curated record